UCUCGCGAUAAAGGUUUAUUGUCUCGCGGGACCGCGGCUGGCAGACGGGCUCUUGGGCGGCUCUGGCCGGGGAAGAGGAGUCGCAUGUGUCGUUUCAGCUGGCGGUAGUGGCGGGCGCGGAGGCGGCGGAGGCUGUGCGACCGCCUGGGUUUUGAAAUGGCUGCUGACAUUUCUGAAUCCGGUGGGCAUGAUUGCAAAGGAGACCCGAGGAGCAAUACCAAGUUAGACGCAGAUUACCCACUUCGAGUCCUUUACUGCGGAGUCUGUUCAUUACCAACAGAGUACUGUGAAUAUAUGCCUGAUGUUGCUAAAUGUAGACAAUGGUUAGAGAAGAAUUUUCCAAAUGAGUUUGCAAAACUUACCGUAGAAAAUUCACCCAAACAAGAAGCUGGAAUUAGUGAGGGUCAAGGAACAGCAGGGGAAGAGGAAGAGAAGAAAAAACAAAAGAGAGGUGGAAGGGGUCAGAUAAAACAAAAAAAGAAGACUGUACCACAAAAGGUUACGAUAGCCAAAAUUCCCAGAGCGAAGAAGAAAUAUGUAACACGAGUGUGUGGCCUUGCAACUUUUGAAAUCGAUCUUAAAGAAGCACAAAGGUUUUUUGCUCAGAAAUUCUCCUGUGGUGCCUCAGUAACAGGGGAGGAUGAAAUCAUCAUUCAGGGAGACUUUACAGAUGACAUAAUUGAUGUCAUUCAGGAAAAAUGGCCAGAAGUGGAUGAUGAUAGCAUUGAAGAUCUUGGAGAAGUGAAGAAGUGAUUUUGAAAAUUUGUCUGUAUUUAAAGAUCUGAACUGAUUGUUGAUAUGGCCAAAGGGAGAGAGGCCUUUUAAAAUAUAUAUAUAUAUAUAUUUAUCCUACAGUAAAACUGUAGCCUGCCCUCACCCUUGGCAUUUUCACUGUUCUGUACAGGGCUGCUUGUUUUUUUUUGUUGUUGUUGCCAAAGUCUGAUAAACAGGAGAGACUGUCAUGCUUAUGCAUGAAAUAGAAUUUAGUCAAAUAAAAAAUUUUGGUCAUUUGGUACUGACUUUUCUCUUUCUUUUUAACUUUUUAUUUUUGGAAAAAUUAGACUUUCUGUGGAAAGCUUUUCUGUUGAUUAUUUUUAAAUAAUCAUGAUUUCAUCAAAUCAUGAUUUUUUUUUUUUUUUUUUUUUUUUGGUUGUUAAGCUGAGUGACACUUUGAAGAAUUUGAAUUUGGCUUCAUCACCAGUAAUAACUGUCUCCUUGCUUCUUUGGUGUGAUAGUUUUGAGAUGCUUGAGCAUCUCAUGGAUCUGUGGUUGAAUUUGCUUCACUGUCACCAGCCAAGUUCACUUUGUGGGCCUGUUAACACUGUUGGUAAUAGUUGAUCAAGCUGUUCUGGAGCUUAUUUGGUAAAGUAUAUUAAAAGCCUUAAAACCA
This is a messenger RNA of Kogia breviceps (pygmy sperm whale), 1390 nucleotides long. It is a transcript of the gene DENR, whose product is annotated as density regulated re-initiation and release factor. The record is from RefSeq and is a predicted model, not a curated record. Gene Ontology annotation, molecular function: translation initiation factor activity; mRNA binding. Gene Ontology annotation, biological process: formation of translation preinitiation complex; translation reinitiation. Lineage: Eukaryota; Metazoa; Chordata; Mammalia; Artiodactyla; Physeteridae.